AUGGACGCGAUGACCAUGGAUGAAGAAUCAGAAGCUUCACGACGCGAUAUCGCUAAACGCGUGUCUCGAGCUUGCUUGCAUUGCAGACAGCGCAAGUCUCGAUGUGAUCUAGACUCCAACGGCAACCCAGGCAAACCACCAUGUCAACGCUGCGUACGCGAAAACCGCGAAUGCAUACUAGGUGGCUCAAAUCGUGGAGGUCGUCGAAUCCGAAAGAACAAAAUCAAGAACUUUACACCUGCCAAUCACUCGCCAAGCAAGGAUUCGGAAGCAUCAAGCCCAACCAACUCUGAAAACCAUAGAGUGCAAUCGGCAUCCUAUCCUGGGCCAGUAGUCUUCUUGCCACCUAACCCACCAGCACCAGCCUCGACAUCUGUCGAGGAAGAUGAUACAUCCAUAUCAUCUGUUCCGCGUAAUCCAUCAGACGCUUGGCAAUGCUUGACCGGCAUCGCCACAGAAGGCACGGGGACAACUCCCGUGCCCCGCAACGACCAUGUUCGGUCGGAACCGACGCCAUUCCCAGUGUACAACAGCCUGCGCAACGGCGUUGUCCCAGACUUCAGCAGCCCAACCACUGGCAUCAAAUCAUAUAGAAUCGUUCAAUCGUGCGCUUUAGACCCAGAAACGGUAUGGCAACUGAUCUCCCGCUAUGCGGAGAACUUCCAUCAAUAUCUUCCCCUCGUGCCGCGGAAGUAUUUUACGCGCACCGCCCUAGACAUCUUCGCCACGAAUGAGAAGCACUUGCUCACGGCGGUCUUGACAAUCGCCUCCAAGGACUUGGUUGACCAGCCCGAGAUCCACGAGUACUGCUCGAAAUACAUGCAUGAGCUGAUUUCUGGCAUUGCCGCGGGCGCGGAGUGUGAUGUUGAAGCGGUCGAAGCGCUUUUAUUACUUGCCGAGUGGGAGCCGCAGGGAUUGCGGCCUCGGAUUGAGCGCGUUGGGCGCGGAGAAGAAGACCGCGCAGCGUGGAUGCAUGUCGGGCUUGCGUUACGCUCGGGGUAUUUCAUUGGCAUGGAUCGCACUUCUUUCCGUGGGGAUCCUUAUGGUGAUCAAGAGAGUGAGGCUCGUCGCCGGCUGGCAUGGGCGAGCUGUUAUGUCUCAGAUCGAUUGAUUUCUGUGCGCAUUGGACGUGCUUUCUGGUCUCGUGGGCCGGGGCCCAUGACUGGUCUUGUCAGCCAGGAUUUUCCGUCGCUACAGCCGGUUAAUGAGGGCGAGGAGGACUACGCGAAGAUCUUUCAGGCUAUGCUAGAUCUUACGCAGCUGUACGGGAAUGUUCAUGAGGUUUUGUAUUCGGGGAUGCGUACUAGUAACCAGAUGAUGCUGAUGGGUGACUACGUUAAAUAUGUGGAUGACUUCCGUCUGGCGAUUCUGCGAUGGAAGUCACUUUGGGGGUCGUUGGACUGCUCACCACCUAUGCGAGCAACACUGCAGUUGUCAUACGAGUACUUGCGUCUGUAUACAACUGCUUUCGCGUUCCAAGCUGCGAUCUCACAGUCGCUAGCCAAACCGAAAACCGACCUACAAGGCCAGCGAGAGCAUCUACGAUCGACAUUCAAGAAUGUCGCUUCGAUGCAAGAUUCGCGGUUUAUUUAUGAAUCUGUUGAUGCGGCCAAGUCAUACUUGACAAUCCUUGUGGAUCUAGUCGAUCCUGAGAAGCAUCUCCAUUUCAUGCCUCUCCGCUUCUACUUGUAUGGCAUCUACUCUGCCGUUUUCCUCUACAAGGCUCGUUCCUUCGGGAUGAUGGUCCCGUCAGAAGAAGCAAAAGUCCAAGGCCUUGUCGGUAGAACCACCGAAGUACUCAAACAAGCAAGUGCCGGUGCCGACGACGUUGGGGCGCGAUACGCUCGCCUUCUAGAACUUCUGUGGAAGCCCAAAUCGACCUCAUCUGCAGAGACACAGCAAAACAGUGACUUCUCACUGCAAACAGCUCUCUCGAACCCAAACCCGGUCGCAGACCCGGGAUACAUGCAGUUCAGCCCUGCCAAUGACUUCUCCUGGCUAGAUUUAGAGGCCGUGGGCGAUUAUGUAUCUGGGGACCAGAUUUCAAAUGGCUUGCUGGGAUUAGAUGCGUUCCAGAAUGGAUCCGAUAUGUACCAAUCUGGAGAGCCACGGUCGCAGUCCUGGCAGCCAUCUGCUUGGAUGGGAGAUAUGAGCAGCAACCUUCUCUUUUAA
Molecule: messenger RNA, 2172 nt
Organism: Penicillium griseofulvum
Lineage: Eukaryota; Fungi; Ascomycota; Eurotiomycetes; Eurotiales; Aspergillaceae
Product: Transcription factor
Exons: 6
Coding region: 1-2172 (723 amino acids)
Biological process (GO): DNA-templated transcription; regulation of DNA-templated transcription
Cellular component (GO): nucleus
Molecular function (GO): DNA binding; zinc ion binding; DNA-binding transcription factor activity, RNA polymerase II-specific
Source: RefSeq, a predicted model, not a curated record